Messenger RNA from Clarias gariepinus (North African catfish), 3892 nucleotides. It is a transcript of the gene shc3, whose product is annotated as SHC (Src homology 2 domain containing) transforming protein 3. Bases 814 to 2757 code for a protein of 647 amino acids. NCBI's taxonomy places the organism in Eukaryota, Metazoa, Chordata, Actinopteri, Siluriformes, Clariidae. Gene Ontology annotation, cellular component: plasma membrane. The record is from RefSeq and is a predicted model, not a curated record. Gene Ontology annotation, biological process: cell surface receptor protein tyrosine kinase signaling pathway; intracellular signal transduction. Gene Ontology annotation, molecular function: receptor tyrosine kinase binding. The transcript has 12 exons.
GGUGUUGUUAAGGACAUUUAUGUUCAGUCCAGAAGCGUGAGAUCCAGAACGUAAUACCUGUUGUUCACUGCACUCAGUGCUGCUCCUUUAACAAUACCUUCUCAUUCUCUACUGUAUUUUCCAUUCCUUCUUUUUUCGGUCUGAAUUAAAGCGAGGCAUUCAUGUGGACGGUGACAACACCGUCAUCGUCGUAAGGAAAUUUCAAAACCGAUCGCUUCUGAUGUGCUGCAAGUGGGAGUUUUUUUUUUUUUUUUCCUGCAACAGGAAGUGAUCUGCGGCGUUGAGUGAGUCUUUUGUUGAGAAGGGUUCUGUCUCUCUCUCUCUCUCUCUCUCUCUCUGCGAGUGAGUCAUGCGUGUGCACAGAUCUGCCAGGCUGCAGAGCGAGAGAGAGACAUCUCCUUCAUAAAGCUCGUUUCUCCUCUGUUGCCCGAAAGCCAUCGCUGAAAAGGAGCGUCAACUUACUUCCCUCUGUUGUUCCUCUGGGGUUUUUUUUUGUUUUGCUUUUUUCUCUCCUCCCAUGGAUUGUUUGAGUUGUGGUAUAUUUCUGGCCCCUGGUGUGGCCUAGUGUGUGUCAGGGGGUUUCGUAGUUUUUUUGUUUUUGUUUGAGCAGCUACUCAAGGUAGUCGCCGUCACCACCAGCACCACAACUGGUUCCGUAGCUCCAGCUCGGCACUCGAAGGGAGCGAAGGACGAACUCUUGUACUUUUCCAUCCGUGUGGGUUUAUUUUUUUCGGCUCAGACAUGCCAGAGGAGCGGUCGGCGAGCACGGCGUCGCUGGAGCCCAUGCGCGCAUAGGCACACGGAGCUGGGGGCAUGCUGCAGCGCGCCAAGUACAACCGCUUCCGCAAUGAGUCGGUGACAUCUGUCGAUGAGCUUCUGCUCCACGGCCUUCCCAUGAACGCCAAGGUGCCUGCUGGCGCCCCGGUGCCUGCUCCGGAGCCACCGUACGCGCCCGCUGCCGAAGCCCCACCCCCCGAAACGGCCGAGGACUCAGGCACCGCCCUGUGCACCCUCAUCAACAAGGUGUCCAGUCUUAAAUUCGCCAACACCUCCGGCCUGCUGGGCAUCAAAGGCCUGCCGUCGGCAGUCAAGGACCUGGCUGUGUCCAAACUUCAGGGAGGAGGUGGUGGUGGUGGAGGAGGAGGAGGGGGAGCAGGAGGAGGGUCCUCGGGUAGCCCGGCAUCUUCCUCCAGCCUCUCGGCGGCCACUGGGGGCAUCUCGUGCUCUUCCGCCACCUCUGGCCACCACGAGCCCGGCUCCAUGAGCACCGGGAAGAAGGGAAGGAUGGAAGAGGCGCAGCCUGGCGCAGAGGACUGGCACGCAGGUGGUGUGGGUGGCACCGGUGGAGAAUGCGCAGGCCUGGUGAAUAAACCCUCACGAGGAUGGCUGCACUCCAGCGACAAGAUCGCCGGACCCGGAGUGACGUAUGUUGUAAAGUAUUUGGGCUGCAUAGAAGUGCUUCGGUCCAUGAGAUCCCUCGACUUCACUACAAGAUCCCAAAUAACAAGGGAGGCCAUCAGUUUGGUAUGUGAAGCAGUACCUGGCACCAAAGGAGCACUGCGCAAGAAAAAGCCCCCCUCGAAAGCUCUCUCGAGCAUUUUGGGGAAAAGUAACCUGCAGUUUGCUGGCAUGAGCAUCAACCUGAACAUCUCCAUCAGCAGCUUAAACCUGAUGACCCCCGACUCCAAACAGAUAAUAGCCAAUCACCAUAUGCAGUCGAUAUCCUUCGCCUCGGGUGGAGAUCCGGACACGACCGAUUUUGUCGCUUACGUGGCUAAAGAUCCAGUGAACCGCAGAGCAUGUCAUAUUCUGGAAUGUUCCGACGGUCUGGCCCAAGAUGUGAUCAGUACGAUAGGGCAGGCGUUUGACCUGCGCUUCCAGCAGUACCUUCAGUGUCCCUCCAGCAAGCUGUCAGCUAUACACGAUAGGGUAAUGAGUGUAGAGGAACCUUCAUGGACUGAGGAAGGAGAAGAGCCUCCUGAUCACUCAUAUUAUAACAACAUCCCUGGCAAGAUGCCCCCUCCUGGCGGCUUCAUCGAUGCACGGUUGACCAGUCAGACAGCAGAGAGCAGCCAGGGGGCUGGAGUAGACCAGAUGUACUACCAAGGCAGGCCUAUACUUGUCCAACAAGGAUCUUGUGACAUAUACAGUUUGCCCGAGGUCAAAGGUCAAAGCCCCAAGCUGGGCGAGGUUCCUACAUAUGUGAACACGCAGCACAUCGAUCCACAGGUGCUGGCCGCGCUCCAGGGGGAGUCUGAGGCACCAUGUGAACCAUGUGGGGGCGUCACAGCCAGGGACAGUCCCAGGAAAGACCUCUUUGACAUGAAGCCGUUUGAAGAGGCGAUCGUGACUCAGUCCCCGUCAUCCUCAGUGUCCGUGUUGAACAAGGCGUCGUCGGUGGAUAACUGCAGCCCGGUGCUGACGCGCUCGGCCCUGCGCUCCCUCCCCGAGCUCGAGCAGCAGAGCUGGUACCACGGAGAGAUGAGCCGCCACAACGCCGAGAAACUCCUGCGCAACGACGGAGACUUCCUGGUGCGCAAAAGCACCACCAACCCGGGCUCAUACGUGCUGACGGGCAUGCACAACGGCCUCGCCAAGCACCUGCUGCUCGUCGACCCGGAGGGCACGGUACGGACUAAAGAUCACAUAUUCGAAAGCAUCAGCCACCUGAUCGGCCACCACCGCGACAACAACCUGCCGAUCGUCUCGGCGGGAAGCGAACUGUGUCUGAAGCAGCCCGUCGAAAGGAAACAGUGAUGACAUCGCCUCGUAAAGAGUAAAUAAACAAGCAAACUGCACAGUGGGAACAGGGUCGACCCUGAGACCUGAUACUUGAAGACGAGCGUGAGUAACGGGCGCGCGAAGACGGCGACGGACGUGGUUCGGUUUAACGGCGACACCGUUUCUCCGCUCGCUUCUGGACUACGUGAAAGAGAAAAGGAACCGCCCGAUUUGUAGAACUGUUCUAAUUAUUUUGUUGUGACGACUGAAAUUCUAUAUUUUUUGAGACGACAUGGGUGCAUUUGGGCUUUUCAGUGUUUUAGACUCAAAAGGCGAGAUGACUGCGAACUCUACGCGAGAUAAGAUUAAACACAAAGUAUUUUAGAAUAACUUAAAAAGAAAAAAAGUUUUAGUUUUAUCUAUUAAGCACAACCAGAUUUACAUGUUUGUUGGUAAGAGUUAGACGAGAUACAAAUAUUUGAGGAAACAAACAAACAAACAAACAAACAAAAAAAGUUGUUUAUAUCGAACUAUUUUAGAAAUCGUUCUUUAACUGCAGCUAGUGCCAGUGGCAGGUCGUAUGAUCCCAUCAGAUCACUGUUGGGUCUGCUUUUAUGGAGGAAGAUAUCGGUGUUCUUGCUUAAACCGUAGACACACACACACACACACACACACACACACACACACGGCUUUAAAGUACUGAAACUUUUCUAUGAUGUUGAAUCCUGUGGCAGCGCACUCGCAUGACUUGAAAAAACAAAAAAACAACAACAAAAAAAAAAAACGUUAAUUGUUCUCGUGGUCAUCGUUUGUAGCCCUCAAAGCCCACUGACAGGUGCUUGUGUAUGCUAACGAUGUACAAUAUUUAUGCUUUUAUUCCUAAUAUUAAUGAUUGAAUUUGGUUCCUUCUUUGAACUUGUAAAAAGGUGUGUAGUUAAUUAAUUAUGUUCAGGCCUUCUUUUUUUACCACGAUGGAUGUUUUUAUUUGUUUUUAUUAUUAUUAUUAUUUUACAGCUUUUCACGGCUUGAUUGUGGGCUUUCAAUACACACACACGCAGAGGUUGAUAUCAUUUUAAUUAUGUAAUUAAUAGCACAAACAAUACAUAAAUCCGGAUUUGUUUUAAAAAAAAGUGCAUAUUAACAAAAUUAUUUUUUUUAACAUGAUCAGUGA